This is a messenger RNA of Rhododendron vialii, 543 nucleotides long. RefSeq lists its product as uncharacterized. The record is from RefSeq and is a predicted model, not a curated record. NCBI's taxonomy places the organism in Eukaryota, Viridiplantae, Streptophyta, Magnoliopsida, Ericales, Ericaceae. The coding region runs from base 1 to 450 and encodes 149 amino acids. The transcript is spliced from 2 exons.
AUGGGUCAUUACCCCAUGCAAACCUACUCUUAUAUCCCCUUCUCCCAUUUUCUUUUCUGUUUCCCAGCAUCACACGGCAGAGGAGAGAGAGAGAGAGAGAGAGGGGGGACCGGCACAACCUCCGGUCCGCACCACCGCCGAUCAGCGUCACCACCUCCAUCCUCCUCCACGGAACACUCUCUGGCCGAAAUCACCUCCCACCACCAAGCCCCACCGGCGCUCCGACCCGUCCUGAAAUCUCUCCGAACCAUGUUUCGCCGGAUGAAAGAGAUCGACAAGCUCAACGUGGGAAUGUGGCAGGGAGACUGCGGUCUAACAAUGGACGAAAUUCAGGAAUUUCUUAGAACUCUGUCACCUCCGCCUAUUAAUCAGACCGACAAGCUCAACGUGGGAGUGUGGGAGGGAGACGGCAGCGAAUGUGUGGCCGAGGACGCUUUUGUAAUUUUGUAACCCUGUAUUCGGGUUGUAGUAUUUUAAUUUUGUACUAAACUUGGUAUCUACUCCAAUUUGCAAUGUCUAAAUUUAUUCCGCUCGUUUACGAAA